UCAAAUGUAUAAGUUUGGCGCAUUGGUAAUGGAGUGACUAUUACUCUGUUAGAGCAGUGAGGCUCCUCUUAGGCUCCUUUUUUUUUGUUUUCCACCUUACAUUCAGAAAUUAAAAAACAAAACAUCGACAUUGUAUUUUGAUUUCAUUAAAUAAUUUUUUUACGCAAACUUUAUUUAAACUUUAUUAAAUCAAUAACCACUAAUCUAAUUUAAUUUCUCUUAUUCUAUACACCAACAUACUUUAUCAAUGGUGUUAGUAGCCCAAAAAUAAAUAAAGAGAGGUUAAACUUCCAUCAAAGCCCAAUCCACUUAAUUUUGGAAAUCAAUCCCUAAUUCACAUCAAUUUCCUCUCCUUGCUUUCCUCCUCUCCUUGCUAUUCACAAACCAGAAGAGAAAAAAUAAAAAUAAAAAAUAAAUUCGAACCUGCUGCCGCUGCUCAGCCGCCACUACCACCGGCGUCCCUGCUGCCGCACCUCCCUCCACCACCACCGUACAACACCAGGAGGACUUUAUGGAAGGUGAUUUCUAGUUAGUAAAGUGGCAUACCAAUUCGAUUACUAAAGAGAAUUGAUAAUGGGGCGGCGAGCCAAUUCUAAAAAAGAACAGAGAAAGAGAAGGCAAAAGCAAAAGCAAAAGCAAAAGGAUGAUCCGUUUUAUGAGAUUAGGAAAUUGAUUGGAACAGUUUCCGAUGAUGACGCGUUGUGUUACCAUUGUGACGUUCCCAGUGACGAGUCCAUGGAUGAGAUUCCAUUCCCAAACGUUGAGGUGGUUGCUCCUGAACACGAAUGGCUAACGAAUAACUUGAUAGCUGGGGUUGAUGAAUGGGGAAUGGCGUGGUAUAGGGUGCUACGAGAAGAUGGUUUAGUUGACCCUUCUAACAAUGAUUAUGACAAGUAUUAUUCAAGGUUUUCAGAGCAAGAGAAGCAAACUUAUAGGGAGAGAAUGGUAGAUAUUGUUAGGAGAGAAAGACGAAGUAAGAUGUAUUGUAAGUGGAUGAUUGCAAAAAAGAGAUUGGAGUGGGAGAAGGUGUGCAAAGGGAAGAAGAAAGUUGGCAGGGAGGAGGAUAAGGGGGGACCUAAGGCAAUGUCGUCGUUAGAAUGGAACACAUCCUGGGGUGAUUGGGAUGAUGAUGAUGUGAUGUGAUGAUGUCCGGGGGCGGCGAGGGCCAUGGAGAUAUGGGCAGUGAAGAGGAGGAACUUUUAGGCUGAUCCAGGAGAUGCUGAGAAGGAACUCGAAUAACCUAAUUGAAAUGAAGCUGCAUUAGUGUGAGCUUGAUCUGAGAAUAACUUCUUAGAGAUAAUUUGUAUUGAGAAUAUAUAUAUAAUUUCUUUUGAAGCAAUUGUAUUGAGUAGAGGUGGUUAUUAGACAGGGUACCCCAAUGAUAAUAGGGUCAGGGCCAAGCUUAUAGGGCUUUUAAUGGACAGGUUCCUUAUUAGAUAGGGUCAAUAUAGGGCCAACAUGUUUUUCCAAUUUAGUUGAUAAAGAAAAUACAUAAUGUAAAAAUAAUUAUAUAGAUUAAUUUGUAUUCAUAUGUAUUUAAUAAUGACUUUGUCCAAUAUUUAUUUUAAUUGAUAUUUUAUAGGCCCCCUCAUUAUUGACCUGCGACCCUCAUUGGCCCGACCCUAUAUUGACCCUAUAAAAUGUGACCCUCUUUGACCCUGACCCGUAAUCGAC
This is a messenger RNA of Chenopodium quinoa (quinoa), 1674 nucleotides long. RefSeq lists its product as uncharacterized. Bases 574 to 1143 code for a protein of 189 amino acids. Lineage: Eukaryota; Viridiplantae; Streptophyta; Magnoliopsida; Caryophyllales; Amaranthaceae. The record is from RefSeq and is a predicted model, not a curated record. The transcript has 3 exons.